Messenger RNA from Didymosphaeria variabile, 1974 nucleotides. RefSeq lists its product as uncharacterized. Bases 1 to 1974 code for a protein of 657 amino acids. Gene Ontology annotation, molecular function: cobalt ion binding; cobalt ion transmembrane transporter activity; magnesium ion transmembrane transporter activity. The record is from RefSeq and is a predicted model, not a curated record. The transcript is spliced from 2 exons. Gene Ontology annotation, biological process: transmembrane transport; metal ion transport. Lineage: Eukaryota; Fungi; Ascomycota; Dothideomycetes; Pleosporales; Didymosphaeriaceae. Gene Ontology annotation, cellular component: membrane.
AUGGCAACCCCAACAGAACCAGAUAAUGAUCCAAAAGUGCUCGACUUCGCAGCAGCUUCGCCGCCCCAAGACACGCGCCGGCCCCGCUUCAGCGAUGCUUCCGCGACCGAGACAAUGCCGCGCCUCACAGUUAACACUGAGACUGAGUCGCAGAGUCGCGGACGGAGCUCCAGCCAACUCUCCGCAACAGCUGCUCGUGCCGAUGGCAACAGCGUACUUUCGCCGACCCUCUCAAUCGAUUCGACCCUGCGACGACGGCCUACACGUUCAAACACUAUCCGGCACUAUCAGAGCCCUCACCACGCCGGCCGUCGCACAUGGGAACAACCAGGUGCGGAACCUGGUGUCGACACGAAGAAGGAGCCGGAGGACAACUACAGCAAUCUGAAGGCGGAAUGCGAUAUCACCGUGGUGGAUUUCUCCGACGAGGGCUACACCUGCAUAGAGCUAGAUAAUGCUACACUAGAGGGGUUUCUACGGGAUAAACCGAAAGACUCAACGGAGUGCCGCUGGAUCAAUGUCAACGGCUUGAGCUUUGAUGUCAUUCGGACACUUGGGAAUUCUCACUCGCUGCACAGACUGGCGAUCGAGGAUCUAAUGAAUACACGAGGGCGGACCAAGGUGGAUUGGUAUUCAGAUCAAGCGUUCUUGCUUUUGACUCUCUCGAAACUCGUUCGUCUCCCAGACGACGAUUCGGACAGUGAAUCGGACUCCGAUGACGACGAUUAUACACACCCGCACGGUAGAAAACCGUCCUUUGUCGACCGGUUCAGAGGGCGAUUCAACUCGCACAGCGACGAAGAUUCCUCCUCAAACGGCCGCUCGUGGCGACAUAAAGAUCACGAGAAGGGCUACGACAUGGAUGGUCCACCCAGCUACCGCAAAAAAGGACAGCAUGCUCCACAGAUUCGAACACUGCAACGAUACCGAGGUGGUCCCAAUCUAGACAGGACCAUCUACAUGGAACAACACUCGUCUCUUACCAGCCGAAAGCUUGCCGUCAGCGUCGAACAAGUCAGCAUAUUCUUGUGCAAAGACAACACGGUAAUCUCCUUUUUCGAGCAUAGUGCACCCGAAAUCGAAGAACCUAUCAUCAAACGUUUGAGCACCGAAGACACAAUCCUCCGCCGCAGCGCAGACGGGAGCAUGAUUUGCCAAGCCAUCAUCGACGCCAUCAUUGAUCUGGCGAUCCCGGUCGUAGCUGCCUACGAAGACGCAAUGGGUGAACUCGAACUCGAUGUGCUUCGCGACCCUGAUAUUGGCCAUUCGCAACAGCUUUAUAUUCUGACUUCGGAAAUCGCUAUUCUACGGAACACCAUUCAGCCCAUCGUUUCCCUCAUCAACGCCCUCCGAGAUCACAAAUCUGAUCCUGUCGCUACCGCUAGCUCCUUUAAUGUCCCCACCCGCAAGACCAUAUCUUCGAUCACAAUGUCACCUCUUGCGCACACAUACCUUGGCGAUGUAGAAGAUCACUGCAUCAUGAUCACCGCAUCGCUCGACCAGAUGCGCCGAGCAGCAGACAAUCUGAUCGAUCUCAUUUUCAACAUGAUGGGUGCGUAUCAGAACGAAUCUAUGAAGAUCCUUACCGCCGUUACCAUUUUCUUCCUUCCUCUCACCUUCUUGGUCGGUUAUUUCGGGCAGAACUUUGAAAAAUUUCCUGGCGUACAACAGCAUAGUGAUGAAUUCUUUUGGAUCAUUGCAGUGCCCGUCAUGGUAGCUACCAUGGUGGUUUUGAUGAGUCAGCGGAUAUGGCGACAGAUCAAGAAGUGGAAGGUUGGGCUCAAUCUGCGCGCGGCGAAAAAGAAGAAUGGACCACUACUUGAGAUGCGAAAAGGAGUACACAACGGUAUUGGCAUUGCUAUGGGUCUGCAGAAGGAGCAACGACAUCAGCGCAAUAAGCACACUCCCCGUAGUAAGAGCGAGUUGAGGAAGAGACAGACGAUGUACACGAAGGGUAAUAUCGGCUCGUUCUGA